CGCGUCAUUAUCAAUAAUAAUUCUAAUAAAAUAAGAAUAAAAUGAAGCAGAAUGCAAAGAAAUUUGCUAGUGCGGAGCAAAAGUCUCGUCUAAUACAAUUAGUGGAAGCCGAUCCAGAUCUAAACAACGGAAAAAUUUCCAAAUCUUUUCCAAUAAUUGAAGCAAAUAAAAGGUGGCUUGCUAUAAGCCACGAACUAAAUUCCUUACCGGGGGUCAAAAAGACUUGGAAAGAGUGGCGUAAAACUUGGCAGGACAGAAAGUCAAAUGUCAAGAAAAGAAGGAGAACUUUGUUAAGCUGGCAGGAAAACUUAGGAGACGGCAGUACGCCAUCGGAAUGUCCUACACGGGCGGACUGCUUGAUCACUGUCGACCAGGGGGCUUUGGUGGUUCAAGGCCUAAAGAUAGGAAAUGCAAAAAAAUUUGCUAGCCAGGAACAAAAGUAUCGCCUACUGCGUCUGGUAGAGGCCGACCCACAGCUGAAAAGCGGGAAGUUUACAAAAUCAUUUACAAAAUUUGAAGCAAGAAAAAGAUGGAUCGCUAUAAGCCACAAACUAAAUUCUAUACCGGGGGCCAAAAAAACUUGGGAGGAAUGGCGCAAAACGUGGCAGGAUAAAAAGGCAAAUGCUAAGAAGCAUACUAGACACCGGCAGACAAACUCACAGAGUAGACCACCACCAGAGCCCCCAGUGGUGGAGAGUUUCCAUGACAACAACGACCAGCUGUCGUUCGGAGAAAAUGAUGAUUCCCAAGAAUCUAAGCCUACAUUAUUUGAUUUUUCACAGCCUGGGCCUAGUGCAGAAAAUAUACCAACAUUAGAUAGCAGUAACCACAAAUCAUCAGAUGUAAGAUGGAGCGCGGACGCAGAUAGGCAGCUGCAACAAGAACAAAAUUCCUUUGAGGCCAUAACGGAAAGACUUAUGAGAGAAAAGCUAGAGAUUAAGAAGAAAUUCUACGAAGAUUACAUUAGGCUAAUGAGCUCACAGACACAGGCGCUCGUCGACAUCGCGGCCGCGCUGAACGGUGCAGCGGCCAUGACUGAUGUGUUACAGUAGUGUUAUUAAUACAUACAAUUGCUUUCUUUUGCCUGACGCUAUACAUACUGCUACAUAAAUCUUUACAACUACCACAACUACCUUGGUAGGUAGGUAGAUUCAUCGAGGUUCAUUUUAGAUAUAUUGUAA
This is a messenger RNA of Aricia agestis (brown argus), 1181 nucleotides long. RefSeq lists its product as uncharacterized. Bases 42 to 1052 code for a protein of 336 amino acids. NCBI's taxonomy places the organism in Eukaryota, Metazoa, Arthropoda, Insecta, Lepidoptera, Lycaenidae. The record is from RefSeq and is a predicted model, not a curated record. The transcript is spliced from 5 exons.